Micropterus dolomieu (smallmouth bass) is the source of this 3889-nucleotide messenger RNA. Its product is annotated as mitogen-activated protein kinase kinase kinase 12-like. Gene Ontology annotation, biological process: JNK cascade; protein autophosphorylation. Gene Ontology annotation, molecular function: ATP binding; JUN kinase kinase kinase activity. The record is from RefSeq and is a predicted model, not a curated record. Lineage: Eukaryota; Metazoa; Chordata; Actinopteri; Centrarchiformes; Centrarchidae. Bases 166 to 2994 code for a protein of 942 amino acids. The transcript has 14 exons.
GGCAUCACAUCUUUCGGGUUUUCUCGUGUGAAAAUUUGUUCUUUCUUCAUUUACACCCCGACCCAACAGUGGACACCAAACAGUCCUUCGUGUCACUGCAUUCAACAACACCGAGCCUGCAAAAGGCUUCCAGUUCUCUUGUUGUUCUGAUGACCACAGGCCCUUAUGGCGCUUAUUCAUGAACCUCGUGCCCCCUCUCCUUCUCUCUCUGGCUUCAACACACCCCUCUCUGAUCCUCCAUCCUUUCGCCGCCUUGAUGCUGAAACACCCUGCACCCCAGAAAUGGACCUGACCCCGACCCAAUGCGUCCUUCGGAACGUCCUCUCAAUAGACACCGGAGGUGCUGUCGAACCUGGGGGCGGAGGAGGUGAGGGGCAGAGUGCCGGGCACAGUCAGACACCGGGCGAGGAACAACAGGAGCACUUUGCCAACAGUGUCCUGAAGCUCCACGAGCAUGAUGGAAGUCCCGGAAGGACGGAGGGAGAGGGCCAGGAGCUGGACAGCAGUGUGGUCAGGAGCCAGGUGGAUGACGCCAGGCUACAGUGCCAGUCUACAGGAGGAGGAGGGUUUCUGGAGGGGUUAUUUGGAUGUCUGCGGCCUGUCUGGACUAUGAUUGGCAAAGCUUACUCCACGGAGCACAAACACAACCUGGACGAGGCAUGGGAGGUCCCAUUCGAGGAGAUAUCUGAUCUGCAGUGGGUGGGCAGCGGAGCCCAGGGCGCCGUCUUUCUGGGCAAAUUGCACGGACAGGAAGUGGCCGUAAAGAAAGUGCGGAACAUCAAAGAGACAGACAUCAAGCACCUGCGCAAGCUCAAACACCCCAACAUCAUCACUUUCAAGGGUAUUUGUACCCAGGCUCCAUGUUACUGCAUCAUCAUGGAGUACUGUGCCCAAGGACAGCUGUAUGAGGUGCUGAGAGCAGGCAGGCAGAUCCAUCCAUCCCUGCUCAUGGACUGGGCAAUGGGCAUCGCUGGGGGCAUGAACUAUCUUCACCUCCACAAGAUCAUCCACAGAGACCUCAAGUCACCAAACAUGUUGAUCACCUAUGAUGACUCAGUGAAGAUUUCUGAUUUCGGCACGUCCAAAGAGCUCAGCGACAAGAGCACCAAAAUGUCCUUUGCCGGUACGGUGGCAUGGAUGGCUCCAGAGGUCAUACGCAACGAACCCGUCUCAGAGAAGGUGGAUAUUUGGUCAUUCGGCGUCGUGCUGUGGGAGAUGCUGACAGGAGAGGUGCCCUAUAAGGAUGUGGACUCGUCAGCCAUUAUCUGGGGGGUGGGCAACAACAGUCUACAGCUGCCUGUACCUGACAGCUGUCCAGACAGCUUCAAACUGCUCCUGAGGCAAUGCUGGAACUGCAAGCCAAGAAACAGGCCUUCCUUCCGACAGAUUCUCCUGCACCUUGACAUCGCCUCAGCAGAUAUCCUAUCAACUCCACAAGAAACUUACUUUCAGUCUCAGGUGGAGUGGAGGGAUGAGGUAAGGCACCACUUUGAGAAGAUCAAGUCUGAGGGGACGUGUCUUCACAGGCUGGAUGAGGAGCUGAUCAAACGACGCAGAGAAGAACUCAGACAUGCGCUGGACAUCCGGGAGCACUACGAGAGGAAACUGGAGAGAGCCAACAAUCUCUAUAUGGAGCUCAAUGCCAUCAUGCUGCAGCUGGAGAUCAAAGAGAAAGAACUGCUCAAGCGGGAGCAUUCACUGGACAAGAAAUACCCGGGCUGCUUCAAGCACCACAGUUCCAGACAGUCAGCCUCCUCCAACUCGAUGGAGAAACUCAUGAAGAAACGCAAUGUACCUCAGAAACUGCCCUCGUACAGCAAGAGGCCAGACUUACUAAAGUCAGAGGUCAUCCUCCCCAAACUGGACUCUUCCAUGACCCAGGUCACAAUCCCCAACAAGGGCUCUACCUCCCCUGGCCGCUCACGCCGAGGAAAACCCCGCUACAGGAAGGCUGGUAAAGGCAGCAGCGGGGACUUGGCUCAGCUCAAAGCCACUCUCUCCUCUUCUUUAGCAAUGGUCAACGCCACGACAUCUGUUCCCAGCAGCAAGCAGCAUCUAGACCCCAGUGCAGCACUCAGGGGCCUGCAGCAUGAUCUGCUGCUCAAGAAGAUGUACUCCUCGAGCCCGGAUCUCAUUUCAACCACCUUGGAGGCUGAAGGCCGGAGGAAGGGACAGGUCCGGCCAGGGCUGGACAGAGCGGGCAGCCAGAGCGCCUCAGCCGGGCUGGGGGAGAGCAGAAGAACAGAGGGGCCGGAAGAGGGGCAAGAUGUGGGUGUAGGGACUGAUGACCUGGCAGAAACACCUCCACGCAGUGACACGCCCAGCGAGGAUGCAGCUUCUAUUCCGUUCUCCAGCAGCCCUGACUCGCCGUGCGGCAGGGGAGCAGCUGCGGGGAGGGCGUCUGUGCUUGGGAACCCCCGCGUUUCCCACGAGGGUGAGGAGAAGGAGGACGGGACGGUAAUCACGCGUUCACCCAGAAGUCAACGCCUCACACCGGCAGCACUGCUUUACAGGGCAGCAGUGACACGCAGUCAGAGACGUGGAGUGUCUUCAGAGGAAGAGGAAGGAGAAGUGGACAGUGAAGUGGAGUUGCCAAGGAGACGGCGUCCAGUGAGCAUGACCAAGUGCCAGUCCCUGUCCACCUUCAGCUCAGAGAACUUAUCAGUCUCAGACGGUGAGGAGGGAAACACCACUGACCACUCCCACAGUGGCACGCCGGACGUGGUCAGUACCAAUACCGACGAGCGUCUGGACGACAAGAGCGACGACCUACUGUCUCAGGGCUCAGAGAUUCCCGCUGACCCAUCUGACCCAACCCAGCUGGGCUCAGAUGGAUUGUCUGAGAAGGAAGCUAUUCUUCGACACGUCAAGACCCAGCUCGCUAGUAAUGAUCAUAAUUACGAGCAGGGCCUGUAUGAUGACUCUGACUGUGACAGUGCAGAGCUGGACCAUUCAGGAAGUGCGGAACCCAGCCAACAACCAACCAACUGGUGAAAAUCUGACACCUCAACCCACUCAAACACCUGCAGAUGCAGCCUGUGAAUGCCUCUUUCACUCUAACAGACCUUUAGUCAUUCAGGGACAUUGCAGAGAGGCAGCAAAUGAAGGCCUGUCUCUCCUCACAAGCAGGAACACAUAACAAAUCUUUGGUGAGUGUUCUCAAAAAUCUGAUACCCUGGAAGCCCCCCCCCCUUCUUUUUAGAUGAAUGCAUCACAGUGAUGUGAAACUGAAUCGGGGCACUAGCCGAGCUGACAGCCCCCUAUGUUCCCUCCAUAGCAGCUGGCCCAAGAUCAGCUCUGCAGAACACCUCAGUGACAGGGGCCUCAGUUAAAGAGGCCAUCUACUUGACUGUCUAUUAAUGUCUCUUGUCAUCUUCCAUGUCAAUUUGUAUUUUUGUCUCCGUCAUGAAAAAGUGUCAUGUUAUUUCACAUCAUCUCAUAUGAUGGUCAUAAAAUCCUAUCAGGGCUUCUAUUAUAUUUAAUUGUCAUUAUCACUGGGACAGCCACUGAUGUUGCUGCUUGCACUUAAUUUAUGAAAUGUACUAUUUCCACAUGAUCAUUUCCUUGUCAUAUUGCAUUUCUUCUCAAAACAUUAUGCACUGAGUAAUUCAUUAUGUUACAGUGAAUCCAUUGAUAUUCGUAAAAAAAACAAUGUUUACAUUUUUCAUUUGUGGUGUUUACAUUUAUUUAUUCAUAUUUGUGUCAUGGAUUAUGUUUCCAUUUUCUACUCCUGCGUUUUAAUAUCGCUGUAAAUAUGUGAUGUUGUAAAAUGAACAAAUUUUUUAAAUGUGAGAUUGUAUAAUUUAAAGGUGCUGAUGUUUCUAAUUAGGUGGCGCUACUGUAUUUGAACCUCAAAAAGCAUAUGGUAGUAGAAUGUACUGUAGCUGUU